Rhodotorula graminis WP1 is the source of this 3139-nucleotide messenger RNA. RefSeq lists its product as uncharacterized. The record is from RefSeq and is a predicted model, not a curated record. Gene Ontology annotation, cellular component: nuclear envelope; cytosol. Gene Ontology annotation, molecular function: small GTPase binding. The coding region runs from base 49 to 3066 and encodes 1005 amino acids. The transcript is spliced from 18 exons. Lineage: Eukaryota; Fungi; Basidiomycota; Microbotryomycetes; Sporidiobolales; Sporidiobolaceae. Gene Ontology annotation, biological process: protein import into nucleus.
CCGCGCUCGAGUGUGCUCGCUACUCGGCUACCGAGCUCCGCAACAACCAUGGCCGCGCCGCCGUCGAGCCCGACCGCCGUCCUCGAAGCGCUCGCUCACGCCCUCUCGCCCGACACCAACCUCCGCAAGGCUGCCGGCGACCAACUCGCGAGCUGGGCCAUCUUGCCCGGCUACUACCACCACCUCGUCCAGGCCGUCGAGGCCCGACACCACGUCCCGCCCGACAUCCGCCAGCAGGCCGCCAUCCAGCUCAAGAACGGUGUCGACCGCUACUGGCGACGAGGCGCAGUCCACGCCAUCUCGCCCGCCGAAAAGGACCAGAUCCGCCCUCGCCUCAUCGCCCUCGUCGACGAGUCUGAUCGAGUGGUCGCCAAGAACCUCGCCCUCGCGGUCGGCAAGGUCGCCCGCCUCGACUACGGCACCGAAUGGGACUUUCCGCACACCCUCCUCGCCUCGGUCCGCGACGGCUUCGCGCACCCGGAUCCCUCGACCGGCCGCCUCAUCCUUAACCGCGCCCUCCUCUUCCUUCACGCCGCCAUCAAGCAGCUCUCGUCAAACCGCAUGCCGAAAGGGCGCGCCCUCAUGCUCCGCCUCGCCGACAUCCUCUUCGCGCCGCUGCGGCAACUGCACGCCGAGAUCCUGCAGCAGGCGGUGCAGCGGAUACACGCCGAGGGCCUCACGCCGCCGGCAUCGACGGGUGAGAGCAGCGUGCCGCAGAUCGACGAGAUGGAGUGUGCCCUGUUGGCGUUCAAGUCGUUGCGCUACCUCCUCCUGUACGGGUACGGCGACCCGAGCGCGCGAGACGAGCCCAAGGACUUCUUCCGGUCGGGCGUCACCACCCUUUCGUCCCUACUCGCCGUCCGCCAGCAGCUCCUGUCGACCUCGCCUCCGACUCACUCGACCCCACGCCUCGAGUACCUCACCAAGCACGUCCUCCUGUACGGCAAGAUGUACCGCGCGCUCAACGCGCACAACGCCGGCCAGUUCGCCGCCAUGGACGUCGCGCUUCAGCUCGAGGAGGUCUACUUCCAGGUCGUGCGCGACGCGGCGCAGGACGUCGUCGCCCAGGUCCAAGACUCGCCCCUCGCGCCGUACCCGACCCGACUCGUCGUCCAGGCGCUCCUCCUCCUUAAGUCGCUCCUCGGCGACUGGGACGGCUCGUCGGGCCUCGCCAUCCCGCCCGGCUUCGUGCAGCAGUUCGCCGAGCUCCUCAUCACGCGGCUGCUCCCGCUCGGCCAGGACGACCUCGACAAGUGGAGCGACGACCCCGAGGAGUGGAUGAACGAGGAGGAGGCGGAGCGGUGGGAGUUUGAGCUCAGGCCGUGCGCAGAGUACGUCCUGCGGGCGCUCCUGAGCGCCUUCCGAGACGAGCUCGGCCCGAGCAUAGCCGGCCUUCUACAGCAAGUGUCGGCACCGCAAGACAUGGCGGGCCUGCUCCUCAAGGAGGCCGUCUACACGGCGAUCGGCCGCAGCCCGAGCGACCUCCAGGCGUCGAUCAACUUCAAGGACUGGCUCGAGAACGUGCUCGCGCCCGAGUGUGCAGGCGAGGACUCGGCGUACCGGCUCAUUCGUCGCCGCAUCGCGUGGCUCCUCGGCAACUGGGUCGGCGAGGACCUCGCGGCGUCGUCGCGCUCGCUCAUCUACCAGCUCCUCGUCCACCUCUUGUCGCGCAACCCGUCGACCGACCCGGCCAUCCGGCUCACGGCGGCGCGCAGCCUCGCGCGGUGCGACACGUGGGACUUUGACCAGGGCGCGUUCGUGCCGCUGUUGCCGAGGGCCAUCGAGGAGAUCGUGCAGCUGCUGGGCGAGGUCGAGCUGAGCGACUCGAGGAUGCGGCUCAACCAGACGCUCGGCGUCGUCAUCGACCGGGUCGGGCAGCAUAUCUCGCCGUUCGCGCCGCAACUCGCCGACAUUCUCGCGACCCUGUGGGCGAGCACGCAGGAGAACCACUUCCAGACGUCGAUUCUCGUCACCUUCACCAAGCUUGCCGAGGCACUCGGCGAGCAGUCGCAGGGCCUUCAUGCGCAGGCCUGCCCGAUCAUCCAGCUCAGCAUCGACCCUCAACAGCCCUCACACGUCUACCUGCAAGAAGACGGCCUCGAGCUGUGGCAGGUCCUCCUCCGGCGGUCGUCGGUCCUCUCGUCCGACAUGCUGCGCCUCGUGCCGGCACUCGUCGCCCUUCUCGCAAGCGGUACCGACGCCCUGCCACGGUGUCUCGCCAUCUUCGAGAGCUACCUCUUGCUCGACGCGCCCAAGGUCCUCGAGCUGUGCGCCGCUGACUUCUUUGCCGCGAUUCGGACAUUCAUCGAGGGCCUCGCGCUCGAGUCGCUCAAGGUGGUCCUGCACGCGCUCAACACGGUCUUCCAGUCGGCGCCGCCACAAUGCUGGGCGGCGGCCCUCGACGCGUCUGGCUGGUUCGACGUCACCGUCAAGAUCAUCUCGGCCAAGGACACCUCGGCCCUCAUCACGACCAAGUACCUGUGCGCCGUCGCCCGCAUCAUCCUCGCCGGCCCCGAGGCGUUCCACCACCUCGUCGCCGCGAGCGCAGCCCGCACCGGUGUCUCGCCCGACGCCAUCAUCGACGCGCUCGUGUCACAAUAUGUCGAUCGUCUCGACAACAUGUCCCAGGGCGGGCAGCGCAAGCUUGCCGCUCUCGCGCUCGCGUACCUCGCGCCGACGACGAGCGCGGUCGUCCUCGGGCGACUGACGGACCUCGUCUCGCUGUGGUCGAGCGUCCUGGCGCUCACCGAGGAGUCCGAGGGCGGCGACGCGGAGCUGUACCAGAACGGCGAGGCGGACGACGCAGGGUACGCCAUGCCCGACGACUACCAGUCGGACGUCGAGGUCGACUACACCGAGACGCUCGAGACCGCCCGACGAGCCGCCCUCGCCUCGCGCGACCCGAUCCGGACGCACCCUCUCAAGGCGACCAUCGGCGCCAAGCUGUCCGAGGCGCAGGCGCUCAACGGCGGCGCCGAGGCCUUUUCGGCGACGUGGCUCGCGAGGGUCGACCCACUCCUCGUCGAGGAGCUCGUGCAGCGGUUAGAGGGGAGGCUGAGCGGGUAGACGAGGGCGCGAGGGCCGUGCAACUCGCAAGCUGGGUGUGCGACCUCGUCUAGACUUGACGUCGCUCCACUUG